CUCUCCCUCUUCCCUUUCCUUCCUCUCUGUCUCUCGUGCCCCGAAGCUUCUCUGAUUCCAGACGCAACCAGAGAGAGAGAGAGAGAGAGCGGGGUGAGCAGCGGCCCGCCGGAGAUCGAUCAAACCCUAGCUAGGGUUUGAGGCGCCGGGCGGCGGCGGGGGAGAUGUCGACGCCGGCGAGGAAGCGGCUGAUGCGGGACUUCAAGCGCCUGCAGCAGGACCCGCCCGCCGGGAUCAGCGGCGCGCCGCACGACAACAACAUCAUGCUCUGGAACGCCGUCAUAUUUGGGCCAGAUGAUACGCCGUGGGACGGAGGGACGUUCAAGCUUACCUUGCAGUUUACAGAAGAUUAUCCAAACAAGCCACCAACUGUUCGGUUUGUCUCUAGGAUGUUUCACCCAAAUAUAUAUGCAGAUGGAAGCAUCUGCUUGGAUAUCCUACAGAACCAGUGGAGUCCUAUAUAUGAUGUAGCUGCCAUAUUGACUUCUAUUCAGUCCCUGCUGUGUGAUCCAAACCCAAACUCUCCAGCAAACUCAGAAGCUGCCAGACUGUUCAGUGAGAACAAGCGGGAGUACAACCGCAAAGUCCGCGAGAUCGUGGAGCAGAGCUGGACGGCCGACUAGUCCAGGGUGCCCGGGCUGCACCUGGAAGGGUGCAAUAAGCAAGAACAAAAAAAAACCCGGUUGUGUUUCUGGCUUGCCAGACUUGUCGAAACAUUGAAGAACUCCCGUGAUUGCCUGUAGUCCAUCGUCGUCGUGGUUUUUGUGUCCCGAUCCAGAGCCCCGGUUGCUCAUGGUGGUGGCUGUUUUAAUGUAGCGGUGCUGUUGACCUACCUUGCUCAUGAAUUAAAAAGGAUCCUGGUUGUGUACAGUAUAGCGUGGGAAUGGUUGUUUGCCGGACUGCUGAAAUAUCGCUGCCCUUGCAUUGUGGUUU
Molecule: messenger RNA, 933 nt
Organism: Panicum hallii
Lineage: Eukaryota; Viridiplantae; Streptophyta; Magnoliopsida; Poales; Poaceae
Product: ubiquitin-conjugating enzyme E2 2
Exons: 5
Coding region: 165-623 (152 amino acids)
Source: RefSeq, a predicted model, not a curated record